Molecule: messenger RNA, 823 nt
Organism: Bombyx mori (domestic silkworm)
Lineage: Eukaryota; Metazoa; Arthropoda; Insecta; Lepidoptera; Bombycidae
Product: histone H2B
Exons: 1
Coding region: 255-629 (124 amino acids)
Cellular component (GO): nucleosome
Molecular function (GO): structural constituent of chromatin; DNA binding; protein heterodimerization activity
Source: RefSeq, a predicted model, not a curated record
AACGAUACAUGAUCUUCGAUCGUGACGAAAGCUCCGACGAAUGAACGAUAAAAGUCAUUCCCGAUUGGUUCGCUGCCGUUGAAAGCUCGAUCUCACCAUGAUGCUCAACGGGUAUCUGAAAAGUAAAAAAAUACAAGUUAGACCGGCCGAACGUUUUUAUUCUACCGCUUCGCGUUAACCGUGCCGCACGUCCGUUACGUUUGCGUUCCGUGGGGAUUUCUAAAGAGCAAUCUAAAUACUAAUAUCGAAUCAUCAUGCCGCCUAAGACAAGUGGAAAGGCCGCCAAGAAAUCUGGUAAAGCCCAGAAAAAUAUUUCGAAGACCGAUAAGAAAAAGAAGAAGCACAAGAGGAAGGAAAGUUACGCCAUUUACAUUUACAAAGUGCUGAAGCAGGUCCAUCCCGACACCGGUAUUUCGAGUAAAGCCAUGUCGAUCAUGAAUUCGUUCGUGAACGACAUCUUCGAACGUAUCGCUGCAGAAGCUUCUCGUCUCGCCCAUUACAACAAGCGUUCGACGAUAACCUCGAGGGAGGUUCAGACUUCAGUGAGAUUGUUGUUACCGGGUGAACUCGCCAAGCACGCGGUCAGUGAAGGAACCAAAGCCGUCACGAAAUACACGAGCUCCAAGUAACUUUCUUCAUGACUUCGGUAAUUAUUUCAAACUCACAAAACUGAUGCACGACCGUACGCUGUUCGUAUGCGUGUUUCGGUUGCAUUUACAUCGACAAAAGGCCCUUUUCAGGGCCGCAAAAUCUAUCAAUAAAAUGAUUAUUAUUAUUAAUAUACGAUCUAUUUAUAAGAAUUAAAUAAAUUACAUAUUGUUGU